UAGUAAAAAAUAGACGAAAUCUCAGACUUUCUCCCAAGAAUUUUCAAAGUUUUUGCUUGAUUAAUUUUUCCAAUUUUUCAAUAUUCAAAUGCUCAUUAUGUGCAAUCGACAUUCCACCUAACUGACUUCCGGAAAAUCGUCGUCCACCUCUUUGCUUCACUAGUUUGCGCUACAGAGUAAGAGUUCGCUUAACAUUGCAAAUUAAUCUUAAUAAUAAUUAGGGUGGGUAUAUAUAAAUAGUUCGCUUGCUUUCAAUAAGAUUUUAGUAUGUGCUGGUUCGUUUAAGAAUGAGUGGAAAACUGCUCCUGGUGGUGUUACUAACAUUUUCCGCGAAUUCGCACGCUUAUUACUACCAAGACAAAAUCGAAUAUUAUGUGCAGUUGAUAACGGGUGCGUUUCGCAACGCCCUGACCACUGUGUUACCCACGGACUCCUACCAGUAUUUUUCCGGCGAAGUCAGAAGAAGCUAUGGAAGCUUCGACUUUGUGGUCAUUGGAGCCGGAGCGGCUGGUGCCGUGAUUGCGAAUCGUCUGACUGAAGUGGAGGAUUGGAACGUUCUUGUUCUUGAAGCCGGCGGAUAUGGAAAUGAUUUUUCCGACAUUCCUGAUAUGUACUGGCCAAUCGAAUUCACGGAUUUCAACUGGGGCUACAACAGCACGCCGCAGCGAACUGCUUGCUUAGGUCUAAUCGACCAGGAAUGUUUCUACCCCCGAGGAAGAGGCGUCGGUGGCUCAACCCUAAUCAACGGUCUAAUCUACUCCCGCGGCCACAAAACCGACUUCGACCACUGGGGCCGACUGGUCGGAAACGACCGUUGGUCGUACCGUAGCGUCCUCCAGUACUUCAAAAAAUCGGAAAACUUCGUAUACCGCGACUACACCCAACCGAUCGAACCCGAAUACCAUGGAACAAACGGCUACUGGCAAGUCGAACACCACUUACCCAGAAGCCCACAACUGGACGUUUUCCUGGACGCCAACAGAGAGAUGGGUUUAGGCGUCGCCGACUACAAUGCCAACAGAUUGGGCGCCUCAAGUGCCCAACUGAACACAGCUUUCGGCAGACGGAUGGACACAGGCAAAGCUUUUAUCCGGUCUGUUUUAAAACGCCCGAACUUGAAAGUACUAACCGGGAGUUUCGUCACAAGAAUUGUCAUUGAUAAGUUUACACGUAGUGCUGUGGGAGUUGAAUUCACUCAUGGAGGGAGCAAUUAUUUCGUAAGGGCGAAGAAGGAGGUGAUUUUGUCAGCGGGGGCUUUCAAUACGCCUCAAUUGUUGAUGUUGUCUGGGAUAGGGCCAGGGUACCACUUACAAGAACUAGGAAUUGAGGUGAUCCAGGAUCUGGAAGUUGGGAGUACGCUCAGGGAUAACCCUACUUUUUACGGGGUUGCGUUCCAGACGAAUUACACCGAACCGAUUGAACCUCUCGAGAAUUAUAUCGAACAGUACUUUCAAGGAGUUGGUCCUUUAGCCAUCCCUGGAAAUAACCAAGGAGUAGGUUUUUACGAAUCAAGUUAUACCAGAGGUACCGGAAUUCCGGAUCUCGAAUUCAUGUUUAUCCCAGCUGUGGCUUCAACAAUUUUACAACAAAGAGCCUUCAGGUUAACCGACCAAACUUACAACGACGUGUACCAGUUCCAGGACGUGGGAAGUACCUUCGGUGUUUACGUCAUAGUUUUGCAUUCAAAAUCUGUCGGAACUGUCCGACUCAGGAGCAGGGAUCCCUUCCAGUUCCCGCUGAUUGACGCAAAUUUUCUCUCAGAUCCUGAAAAUAAAGACAUAAACGUGCUUUAUGAAGGAGUACAGUUACUUAUGCAAAUGGCCCAAACCAGGGCUUUCAGGUCAAUGGACGCAACUUUGGCUGGAGGUCAGUUGUCGGCUUGUAGCCAGUAUGAGUUUUUGAGUAGAGAGUACUGGUACUGUGCCAUUCGACAACUUACCAUCAAUGUGUACCAUCCGCUGGGUACUUGUCCCAUGGGAAGGGAUCCAAGGGAAGGAGCUGUGGUGGAUUCGGAAUUGAAGGUUUUCGGGAUCAAGAAGUUAAGAGUGGCUGAUUCAAGUGUGUUUCCGUUUGCUCUGGCAGGUCAUCCAACUGCACCUUCGGUUAUGGUUGGCGAACAAAUGGGUGAUAUACUUAAAGAAAAGUAUAAAUACAAUGACAAUUAUUAUGAUGUUUUUCAUGAUUAUUUUUAGAUUUGUAGUUGUGUAGGUAUUUAAUUUUAAUAAAAUAUCUAGUCAAAUAAA
This is a messenger RNA of Tribolium castaneum (red flour beetle), 2243 nucleotides long. Its product is annotated as glucose dehydrogenase [FAD, quinone]. The transcript is spliced from 3 exons. The record is from RefSeq and is a predicted model, not a curated record. NCBI's taxonomy places the organism in Eukaryota, Metazoa, Arthropoda, Insecta, Coleoptera, Tenebrionidae. Gene Ontology annotation, molecular function: flavin adenine dinucleotide binding; oxidoreductase activity, acting on CH-OH group of donors. The coding region runs from base 288 to 2192 and encodes 634 amino acids.